AUGAGAUUCUCUACACUAGAGAAAAAGGCAAAACUUGUCAAAAAUAGGCUUCAGAAAAUAAGCAAGUUUGUGUCAGCCCAAAUUACUCUCUCAGAAACUCAAUCAUUAAAUGUUGUUUCCAUUCAGCGCUUACACAACUAUGAUGAUGAAGUUAGAGGUUUAUUCUCUGAUUUUAAAGCUUUAUUCGAUAAAGUGGUUUAUGAUGAUCCUGGUUCUGAUUAUGACGAAACUGAAGCAUGCUCUAUGCAAGAUGAAAUUUCGGACUUGUACAUUUCUCUGAUCAGUGACUUGAAAAUAGUGUUACCUGCUAAAACUAAAGAAGUAACACCUCCCACCCAACCAUCUCUGCGACUGCCCAAAUUUGAGUUGCCCAAAUUCAGCGGUAACUACGAAGAAUGGGUUAGCUACUACAAUAUUUUUGAGGCUUCUAUUAAUAGGAAUGAAACUUUGGCCCCUGUGAGUAAGUUCCAAUAUCUGCUUAGUUCUUUAAGUGGUGAACCCUUAGAUUUAGUAAAGAGCUUAAGCAUAACUGCAGAAAACUUUGAUGUUGCACUUAGGCUGCUUAAGGAUCGCUAUGAUAAUAAAAGGCGUGUUGUAACUCAGCUUGUUACAAAAAUAAUUGAUUUGCCAUGCAUAAGUAGUGGUUCUCUCAAAAGUCUCCAACAUUUUCUCACAGUUUAUAAAGAGAACACUCAAGUUUUGAAAAAUCUCAACCAUGACAUAACAGCUGAAAAUACUCUGCUUGUCCUAACGCUUUUGAAAAAGUUACCUACUGAUUUAAGAAAAUCUUUUGAGGAUUCUCGCAUCACAAACAAUGACAUACCUGCAGUAAAUGAUCUAAUUCAAUUCCUUGAAAGAGAAUUUAAACGAUUAGAAGGAGCUAGUAUCGGUCUUGGUCCCUCAGCUAACGCAAGAUACCCUUCAGUGCAAAAGACUCAAUCUAAUAGUUAUAGGCCUAAACCUCUUCGAGAUAGUAAACCUUACUCCUCUCAAGCUAAAACAGCUUUCGUCACAGUGACUAACACUUGUAAGUUUUGUCAAGCAUCCGAUCACAAUAUAUACAAGUGUCAAGCCUUUCAGGCUAAAAGUAGAGGUGAUAGAGUUGAAUUCACUUGUAAAAAUAAUCUAUGCGCCAACUGCCUAGGCCAUCUACAUGAUACUAAUAACUGUCCUUCUCAUAGAGUGUGUCGAAUUUGUUCAAAGCGACAUCACACUCUCUUACAUGACUCAACUCCCACACAACAGCAGCCAAGUUACCCAACCAAGGUUUUUGAAAAAAAAUAUGGUAAGCCGCCUACAAAUAACGCACCCCAAAGCCAUGUCACCGCACCAGUGAAUAAAAGUGCUCUUGUAGGAUUGUCUAGCCAGUUAAACCCAACUAAAACAACAAUUUUACUUGGAACAUGUUUAGUUCAGGUGUUUACCAAAGAUGGUCAGCAAACUGUACUCCGUGCUGUGCUCGACUCUGCAUCUCAACUUACAUUGAUAUCUGAAAGAGCUGUUCAGCUCAUCAGUGCCUCCCGUACUCGAGCACAUGAUGAAAUCCAAGGAAUUUCUGGCUCACUAAUUCAUUCUAGAGGAAUAGUGCACAUUGAUAUAUCUGCAGUUAAUGGUCAACGCUUAGCCUACCAUCAUCCAUGCUUGGUUUUGAAUCGUAUCACUUCACCACUGCCUCAGAUCCCAGUCUCACCUCAAGUGAAGGGAUCCUUAAAUGAUUUUGUUCUUGCAGACCCCUGUUUUGACAAACCUGGAGAAAUUGAUCUAUUGAUCGGAGCUGAUUUAUUCGCUCUCUCACUGACUGGUGAGCAGCACUUCUUAGGCCAUAACCUGCCCCAAGUUUUAGGAACUAUAUUCGGAUUUGUUGUAAUGGGCAUAGCUCCUGUUGCUACAUCUGAGUUAUCAAUCCCAAAAACUGUUUCUUUUCUCACUACACAUGAUGGAGACCUUCACAGUUCAAUCCAAAGGUUUUGGUCAAUCGAAGAACCCCCGACAUGUGUCAAGACUCAGUCAGAAGAAGAUGUUCUCUGCUUACAGCAUUUUGAAAGAACCCAUACACGUGAUAACUCUGGUCGAUAUGUUGUUAAGUUACCGAAAAGACCAAAUCAUCCACUAUUAGGUGAAUCUUGUAGUACAGCUCAACUUAGACUUAAAGCGAUGGAAAGAAAAUUCGCUGCUCAGCCCGAAUUCAAAGAUUUAUACUCCGAAUUUAUGGAUGACUACAUCAAAUCAGGCCACAUGAGUACAUGUGAGCAACCCCUUUCUGGUGAAUGUUACUAUUUACCCCACCAUGGAGUAUUUAAGGAGAAUCCCCCUAAUUCCAAAAUACGAGUCGUAUUUAAUGGUAGUUCCAAAACAAACAAUGGCGUCUCCCUAAACGAUAUCCUCAUGCCUGGCCCUAAGUUGCAGAAUGAUAUUAGUGAUGUCUUGCUGUACUUUAGGUGUCACAAGUUUGUGUUCACUUGUGAUAUACGACAGAUGUAUCGCCAGAUUCUGGUGGCUGAAGAUGACAAGAAAUAUCAGUUAAUCUUUUGGCGAUCCAACCCUGAUGAAUCCCUUCAAGUCUUAAAGCUAAAUACCGUCACCUACGGUCUCAACUGUUCCCCGUUCAUUGCGAUCAGAACAUUACAACAAUUGGUCAAAGAUGAGGGUCACUCAUACCCCAAGGCGUCUGAGAUUCUAACUAAAUCAAUAUUUUAUGACGACAUCAUCGCUGGAGCAGAAAGUCUUGAUGAAGCUUUGUCUGCACAGAAUGAACUCAAGAACUUGCUCUCUAGAGGAGGUUUUGAACUCCGAAAAUGGAUUAGCAACGCACCUCAACUAUUGGACCAAGUCCCAAUUGAACACAAAGAGACUCCAGUGGAGUUAACUGAAAAUAGUGAAGCCUUCUUCAGUGUCCUCCUAGGUCUAAAAUGGACUCCAGAGUCCGACAUGCUUUCUUACAAGGUUAAGGAUGUUGAAAUAAGUGCUAUACUUACAAAGAGAAGAAUAUUAUCUACAAUCGCUAAACUGUACGAUUUACCAGGAUUUCUUACACCCGUAAUUUUCUGGGCAAAAACACUUAUUCAGUAUCUCUGGACAACAGGGCUAACUUGGGAUGAACCUGUUCCAAAUGAUGUUAGAACCAAGUGGCAUUCAUUCUUAGAAGAACUCCCAAUAAUUCAAGAAUUAAGAAUACCACGCUACAUUUCUACUUCUCUGCAUACGGCUGUGCAACUCCAUGGCUUCAGCGAUACUUCAGAGAAAGGCUACGCUGCUGUUGUCUACCUUCGUGUCACUGACUCUCAAGAGAAUACAAGGCUCUAUCUCAUCGUCUCUAAAUCAAAAGUCGCUCCUUUGAAAAUAAUUUCUCUGCCACGGCUUGAACUUUGUGGCGCUCACUUACUGGGAAAACUCCUUCAAUAUUCUUCAAACAUACUCUCUGCUCAUAUGAAGAUUGAAUCAAUCUAUGCUUGGUGUGACUCCACAAUUGUCCUAACCUGGAUACGUACUCUUCUAUACCGCUUGAAAGUCUUCAUUGCCAAUCGUAUUUCAGAACUCCAAGAAUUGGUCUCUCCUCACUCAUGGAAUUAUGUCAAAUCUCAAGACAACCCGGCCGAUUGCGCCACUCGUGGUCUUUCACCCUCUCAACUUGUGACUCAUUUAGAUCAUUUAUCAUUUGAUGUGAUCAUUUAUGGUGGAAUGGACCGGAAUGGUUACAGUCAUCGUCAGAUUCUUGGCCUAAGCCAAAAUUCACACCUGUUAUUGAUGAUGACACUCUUGAAAUAA
Molecule: messenger RNA, 3765 nt
Organism: Macrosteles quadrilineatus (aster leafhopper)
Lineage: Eukaryota; Metazoa; Arthropoda; Insecta; Hemiptera; Cicadellidae
Exons: 1
Coding region: 1-3765 (1254 amino acids)
Source: RefSeq, a predicted model, not a curated record